Molecule: messenger RNA, 3741 nt
Organism: Rhinolophus ferrumequinum (greater horseshoe bat)
Lineage: Eukaryota; Metazoa; Chordata; Mammalia; Chiroptera; Rhinolophidae
Gene: DAGLA
Product: diacylglycerol lipase alpha
Exons: 20
Coding region: 590-3712 (1040 amino acids)
Biological process (GO): lipid metabolic process
Cellular component (GO): dendrite membrane; postsynaptic membrane
Source: RefSeq, a predicted model, not a curated record
CAGAACUGAGCUUUCUUCCGAGUCCGCGAGUCCUUGAGGUCGGAGGCAGCAGGGAGGCCAGCCGGGUCACUCCCGCUUGUCAUUGUGCAGAUGCUGAUUUUGAGCAGAUUUCAGCUGCCGCAGGGGCUCCUACCAUAGGAGUGGACGUUAAGGGCAAAUGGCUCUGAGCUGAGAUUUUUUUUUUUCAACUCUGGUCCUCAAUCCUAUUCCUAUUUCUUUGUCCAUGUUUCUCCAAAAGUUGCUUAACUCAGCUCCUGGCAACCUUUCCUUCCUCAACUCAUAAAUCAUGGUGCCCAGCUGCUCUGCUUCGGGGGUGCCAGGGAAUUGGGCAUCUGUGGACAGAGGCUUCUGGACCAGAGCUGAGAGCCCCAGACGAGCCGGCCACGGCUGAAGGCACAGCCUGUCGGUAGAAGCCGCUCCUCCACCCAGCCCUUCUUCCUGGGACCAGAGCGGGGACCUCAGGGUUUAAUCGCCGUUUGGCCCAGAGCUCCACCUGAGUUCAAUUUCGUACUGGAAUAGCUUUACAUUACACUCUGGUGGAAAAGGAGGUGAGCACCAGGCCCGCUAAGCCUCCGCAGAGCCACCAGCCAUGCCCGGGAUCGUGGUAUUCCGGCGGCGCUGGUCUGUGGGCAGCGAUGACCUCGUCCUGCCAGCCAUCUUCCUCUUCCUCCUGCACACCACCUGGUUUGUGAUCCUGUCCGUGGUGCUCUUCGGCCUGGUCUACAACCCGCACGAGGCCUGCUCCCUGAACCUGGUGGACCACGGCCGCGGCUACCUGGGCAUCCUGCUGAGCUGCAUGAUCGCCGAGAUGGCCAUCAUCUGGCUGAGCAUGCGCGGGGGCAUCCUGUACACGGAGCCCCGCGAGUCCAUGCAGUACGUGCUCUACGUGCGCCUGGCCAUCCUGGUGAUCGAGUUCAUCUAUGCCAUCGUGGGCAUCGUCUGGCUCACUCAGUACUACACCUCCUGCAACGACCUCACUGCCAAGAACGUCACCCUCGGGAUGGUUGUCUGCAACUGGGUGGUCAUACUCAGCGUCUGCAUCACCGUCCUCUGCGUCUUUGACCCCACGGGCCGCACCUUCGUCAAGCUGAGAGCCACCAAGAGAAGGCAGCGCAACCUGCGGACCUACAACCUGCGGCACCGCUUGGAGGAGGGUCAGGCCACCAGCUGGUCGCGCCGGCUCAAAGUGUUCCUCUGCUGCACCCGGACGAAAGACUCGCAGUCAGACGCCUACUCGGAAAUCGCCUACCUCUUUGCGGAGUUUUUUCGGGACCUGGACAUUGUGCCGUCUGACAUCAUCGCUGGCCUGGUGCUGCUCCGGCAGCGACAGCGGGCCAAGCGCAAUGCUGUGCUGGACGAGGCCAACAAUGACAUCUUGGCAUUCCUGUCGGGGAUGCCAGUGACGAGAAACACCAAGUACUUGGACCUCAAGAACUCGCAAGAGAUGCUCCGCUACAAAGAGGUCUGUUACUACAUGCUGUUCGCGCUGGCUGCCUACGGGUGGCCCAUGUACCUGAUGCGGAAGCCUGCCUGUGGCCUCUGUCAGCUGGCGCGGUCCUGCUCGUGCUGCCUGUGCCCCACGCGGCCCCGGUUUGCCCCUGGAGUUACCAUCGAGGAAGACAACUGCUGCGGCUGCAAUGCCAUUGCCAUCCGCCGCCACUUCCUAGAUGAGAACAUGACUGCCGUGGACAUCGUCUACACUUCCUGCCAUGACGCGGUAUAUGAAACCCCCUUCUAUGUGGCUGUGGACCAUGACAAGAAGAAGGUGGUGAUCAGUAUUCGGGGAACCCUGUCCCCCAAGGACGCCCUGACUGACCUGACUGGUGAUGCCGAGCGCCUCCCCGUAGAGGGACACCAUGGCACCUGGCUGGGACACAAGGGAAUGGUGCUUUCAGCUGAGUACAUCAAGAAGAAGUUGGAGCAGGAGAUGGUCCUAUCACAGGCCUUCGGGAGAGACCUGGGCCGUGGAACCAAACACUAUGGCCUGAUUGUGGUGGGCCACUCCCUGGGUGCAGGCACCGCCGCCAUCCUCUCCUUCCUCCUGCGCCCCCAGUACCCGACCCUCAAGUGCUUUGCCUACUCCCCACCAGGGGGCCUGCUGAGUGAGGACGCCAUGGAGUACUCCAAAGAAUUUGUAACAGCUGUGGUUCUGGGCAAAGACCUCGUCCCCAGGAUCGGCCUCUCCCAGCUGGAAGGCUUCCGCAGACAGCUCCUGGAUGUCCUGCAACGAAGCACCAAGCCCAAAUGGCGAAUCAUCGUGGGAGCCACCAAAUGCAUCCCCAAGUCGGAGCUGCCCGAGGAGGUGGAGGUGACCACCCUGGCCAGCACACGGCUCUGGGCCCACCCCAGCGACCUGACCAUCGCCCUGUCAGCCAGCACCCCACUGUACCCACCCGGCCGCAUCAUCCAUGUGGUCCACAACCACCCCGCAGAGCAGUGCUGCUGCUGCGAGCAGGAGGAACCCACGUACUUCGCCAUUUGGGGCGACAACAAGGCCUUCAACGAGGUGAUCAUCUCGCCAGCCAUGCUGCAUGAGCACCUGCCCUACGUGGUCAUGGAGGGGCUCAACAAGGUGCUGGAGAACUACAACAAGGGGAAGACAGCUUUGCUGUCUGCGGCUAAGGUCAUGGUGAGCCCUACCGAGGUGGACCUGACUCCCGAGCUCAUCUUCCAGCAGCAGCCCCUGCCCAUAGGGCCGCCCGUGCCCACCGGCCUCACCCUGGAGCUGCCCACCACCGACCACCGGAACAGCAGCGUCAGGAGCAAGUCUCAGUCUGAGAUGAGCCUGGAGGGCUUCUCGGAGGGGCAGCUGCUGUCCCCAGUGGCUGCGGCUGCAGCGGCCCGCCAGGACCCCGUGGAGCUGCUGCUGCUGUCCACCCAGGAGCGGCUGGCGGCAGAGCUGCAGGCACGGCGGGCGCCACUGGCCACCAUGGAGAGCCUCUCGGACACGGAGUCGCUGUACAGCUUUGACUCCCGCCGAUCCUCGGGCUUCCGCAGCAUCCGCGGCUCGCCCAGCCUCCAUGCCGUGCUGGAGCGCGAUGAGGGCCACCUCUUCUACAUAGACCCGGCCAUCCCUGAGGAAAACCCGUCCCUGAGCUCUCGCACUGAGCUGCUGGCGGCCGACAGCCUGUCCAAGCACUCACAGGACACCCAGCCCCUCGAGGCAGCCCUGGGCAGCGGGGGUGCCACCCCGGAGAGACCCCCCAGUGCGGUGGCCAAUGACCAGGAGGAAGAGGGGGGUGGCAGGCCGGCCUCCCGUGGAGAGCUGGCACUGCACAACGGCCGCCUGGGGGAUUCGCCCAGCCCUCAGGUGCUGGAGUUUGCCGAGUUCAUUGACAGCCUCUUCAACCUGGACAGCAAAAGCAGCUCCUUCCAGGACCUCUACUGCAUGGUGGUACCUGAGAGCCCCACCAGCGACUACGCAGAGGGCCCCAAGUCCCCCAGCCAGCAAGAGAUCCUGCUCCGAGCCCAAUUCGAGCCCAACCUAGUGCCCAAGCCCCCGAGGCGCUUUGCGGGCUCUGCCGACCCCUCCUCUGGCAUCUCGCUGUCGCCCUCCUUCCCGCUCAGCUCCUCAGGCGAGCUCAUGGACCUGACUCCCACGGGGCUCAGCAGCCAGGAGUGCCUGGCAGUGGACAAGAUCCGGACUUCUACCCCCACCAGCCGCGGGGCCAGCCCCGCCAAGCAGGAUGACCUGGUCAUCUCGGCACGCUAGCACCCUGAGUGGCUGCCAGCUGAGGCCUG